AUGGCUUUCUUCCCCCAAUUGAUCUCUCUGUGUGCCGCGGUCCUCUGCCUCAACCUCAGUAUCGCGGGCGCCCAAGCAUCCAGCUCGUCUGGUGGCGAGACCAUCCUGCAUGGCGAAAUCGGCCGACUCAACAACCAGAGCCUUCUUUGGGGUCCCUAUCGACCCAAUCUUUACUUUGGCGUCCGUCCCAGACUGCCCCAGGCCUUGAUGACGGGCCUCAUGUGGGCAAAAGUUGACAGCUACACCGAAGUACAGAAUGCCGUUCGCUACACUUGUGAGCAGAAUGAGGGCAUGGCUGGCUAUGGCUGGGAAGAGUUUGACACCAGGAACGGAGGCGUUCAAUCUAUUCACGAUGCCGAGAACAACAUCGACAUCACGACCUCUUUCGUCAAGGUCCCCGGUGGUUCGCACGGUGGCAGCUGGGCUGCUAGGAUCAAGGGCGUCCCACGCAGCGAUGCUCCUGCGGAUCUGAAGACCACGGUUCUGCUCUACGUCACACAAGAGGGUCUUGGAAGCGUACUGGAGGCCAGCCCUUCUUCUGAGAAGCAAGGAUACGAUGGCGACGUCACAAUAUCGGGCAACUCUCACGCCCUUGGCGACUACAAAUUGGUCAUCACUCGGGGUCAAGGGGAGCACCCUUCCAGCGAUCACGAAUUCUCUGAGCACAGGCAUCUGGACAAGACUACGGUCCAGUCCUUCACCUUACCGGACGAACACCUCUGGCAAGCCAAGCCCAUCGUGUUUAGGCAACUCAAAGAAACCGUGGAUUAUGUCAUGGAGAACUACGACCCGAAUCAGCCACCGCCGCCAUGGCAGGUGUACCAGCUUGAAAACAAGCCCGGCGCCGGCAACGUGCAGAUCAUCCAAAAGGUUUUUGAAGGACCCUUCGAGUUUGACAUUUUAUUCUCUAGUGCAUCAGCAGGAAAGGACCUCGAGAGCUCAGAUCUCACCCGUGAGAUCAAGACUGUAUCCGAGGCAUUUGGAGAGAGAUUCUCGGACGUGUUCAACUUGAAGGCGCCCUUCACCGCGGAGAAAUACAAGAAGUUCGCAAGGAGCAUGUUCUCCAAUUUGAUUGGGGGCAUUGGCUAUUUCUACGGCCAAUCCGUUGUCGAUCGAUCCUAUGCACCAGAAUACGACGAAGAAAACGAGGGUUUCUGGGAGGAAACGGCUGAGGCGCGAGCUAAGAGGCGAGAGCAGCUCGAAGGCCCGUAUGAACUGUUUUCGAGCGUGCCAUCCAGGCCUUUCUUUCCCCGAGGGUUCCUCUGGGACGAAGGCUUUCAUCUUCUCCCAAUCUCCGACUGGGACAUGGACCUUACUCUCGAGAUUGUCAAGAGCUGGUUCAACCUCAUGGACGACGACGGAUGGAUCGCGAGGGAGCAGAUCCUCGGAGCCGAGGCCAGGAGCAAAGUGCCGGAGGAGUUCCAGGUUCAGUAUCCCCAUUAUGCGAACCCGCCGACCCUCUUCUUCGUUGUCGACGCUUUUCUCGCCAAGCUCCAGCAGAUGAAUGGAAGCAUGCCCGCCGCCAAGGAGCACCUAUCGCAGGGCGUCUCGCUCUCCUCUGCCCACAUUGACAAUCCCAAUGUCGGCCUCGAGUACCUCCGAAAUCUCUACCCACUCCUUCGUCGCCAGUAUAACUGGUUCAGAAAGACGCAGUAUGGCGAUAUCAAGUCGUACGACCGCGAAGCCUUCUCAACAAAAGAAGCGUACCGUUGGCGUGGACGCACUAUCCAGCAUGUCCUGACAAGUGGACUCGACGACUAUCCUCGGCCGCAGCCUCCACACCCGGGUGAGCUGCACGUUGAUCUUAUGUCAUGGAUGGGCAUGAUGACCAAGUCCCUCAUCAAUGUUGCAUCUGGACUUGGGAUGCCUGAAGAGGUUGACGAGCUGACCAAGAACCUGCGCGCUAUUGAGAGAAACCUGGACGAUCUGCACUGGUCCGAGAAGGAAAAUUGCUACUGUGAUGCCACAAUUGACGAAUUUGAAGAGCACAGCCUGGUCUGCCAUAAAGGCUAUGUCUCCCUCUUCCCCUUCCUCGUUGGGCUGGUGCCGGCGGACAGCCCGAAAUUAGGCAAGAUCCUGGAUCUCAUCGGCGACGAAGAAGAGCUUUUCAGUCCCCACGGUCUCCGGAGCCUUAGCAAAAAGGAUGCGCUGUACGGCACGGAUGAGAACUACUGGAGGAGCCCAGUGUGGAUAAACAUCAAUUACCUUGCCAUCGUGCAGCUCCAUAAUGUCGCCACGCAGGAUGGUCCGCACAAAGCGCGGGCCAAGCAGUUGUACUCGCGACUCCGCAAGAACAUUGUGGACACGGUCUACCAGAGCUGGGAGGAGACUGGCUUUGCCUGGGAGCAAUACAACCCAGAGUCUGGCAAGGGCCAACGGACGCAGCACUUCACCGGCUGGACGAGCCUGGUAGUCAAGAUUAUGACUAUGGGAGACUUGCAUAACGAGCAUGUCAGGGACGAACUCUAG
Messenger RNA from Thyridium curvatum, 2469 nucleotides. RefSeq lists its product as uncharacterized. The coding region runs from base 1 to 2469 and encodes 822 amino acids. The transcript is spliced from 3 exons. NCBI's taxonomy places the organism in Eukaryota, Fungi, Ascomycota, Sordariomycetes, Thyridiales, Thyridiaceae. Gene Ontology annotation, molecular function: Glc3Man9GlcNAc2 oligosaccharide glucosidase activity. Gene Ontology annotation, cellular component: endoplasmic reticulum membrane. The record is from RefSeq and is a predicted model, not a curated record. Gene Ontology annotation, biological process: protein N-linked glycosylation; oligosaccharide metabolic process.